AUGUUCAGCCUUAUUAGCUCUGCUCUUAUUGCUCUCGCUUUGUUGAUGUUCUUUAUGACACCAGUUGGAUUAUGUCUUUUGUUGGCUUCUCCUUUCUGGACGGUAGGUAUGGAUGUUGUGUUCUACUUUGUGGAUAAUCAAUAUCCUGACACGAUUGUUGCAGUUGUUUCGGCAGUUGUGGCUCUCUUGUUGAUAAUCGUUGUUCGAUUCAUCUGGCGCGUUUUGCUUUUGCAAGGCGGCCCAUAUCCAGGUGAUGAGGCAGUGGUUGUUGCUUAUCCUGUCUCUGCUGCUGUUGCCGGUAAGUACGGCAUGUCCUUUGACGCACUUGUUGCUGAUGAGGCUGCUUCUCUCUCUUCCUCUUCUGUUAGUGGUUCGCGCCCUAACCAAGCUCCUCACGAGUAUCGUUUCUCUGUUGGUGGCUCUGUUAUUGUAACUUGCCCCCUCUUGGUCUCGCCAGAAAGUGAUGCAGUUAGUGCAGACUUGUCUUUGGAUGAGUCUCGCAUGCCUGAAGUUGAAGACGAGACUUACUGCAAGCAUGCAAAGGGCUUGAAAGUUGCAAGCAAUUGUGAUUCUCCUGCUCUUCCAGUUGAUAGAAAGCUUGUCUUUUUGUCUUCUGCUUUUCGCUCCAUUGAUUUUUCGGAUGGUACUUUUGUUGCUUCUGCUUCAAAUGUUACUGAGACGAUGAACGCUUUGGAUGCUGUUGUUGGUGGUAGUUGUGUUCCUGAUGCUAAUCCUUCGGGUGAAGCUGCUGGUAACUCUUCUACUACUAACUCUGGUGCUGAUAAUGAUUUCGUUGCUGCUGCUUGCUGCGGUGACACUCUUGUCGGUACUGUUCGUGGUACCUGUGAUACUAGUGUUGGUUUUUCUGACGCUAUAAUCAACAGUGCUACUUCUGGUGAUGUCCAGACCGAUGUUGCUCCUGUUGUAGGUGCUGUCGUUUCUGUUGAUGUCGCUGCCGAUGGUGCUUCCUUUGCUUCUUUGGUGUGCCCCUUUGUUCUUUCUUCUUCUCGUACCGAUGGUGAUUUAAUCCCUGGUAAGAAGAGAUUGAGCGAUGGUGACUUUGCUCUUUGUGCUCAUCAAGAGCAAGCCAAAAAGCGCAAGAUAGCUACCAUUGCUGAGAGCUCUCUCCUCCCAGUUCUCUUGGAGGCUAGUGCUACUGCUUCUGCCGGUGCAAUCUGUGCUGGUACUGUUGCCACUCCUGCUCCUACUGUGGAGCCAAUGGAUAUCUGUUUCCCAAGCCAUCCAAUGCCAAUGGAUAUCGACUCUCCUGCUGCUCUCCUCUCCGACGACAUGGAUGUCCUUGUCGAUUUCCCUGGUGCCAGUACGUCUUCGUAUUUGAUGGUCCUAAAUCUCAUGCCAUCAACUACUGCCAUGGACGUAGAUCCCUGUGGUUUGUGCUCUCCAGUUUGCCAGCCACUUGCCAUGGACUGGGCUGCCGAUGAUGGUGAUUUGUUUUCCUUUGGUUUGCCUGCUGCCACUGUUGCUUCUUCAGCUGCUCCUCCUCCCACUGCUUCCACUGCUGCUGAAAGACGCGUCAUUGCUCGCCCUCGUGGUCCUUCUUCUGCUCUUCGUCGCCAGAUGUUCACAAACGCUGUGUAA
This is a messenger RNA of Mucor velutinosus, 1599 nucleotides long. RefSeq lists its product as uncharacterized. The transcript has a single exon. NCBI's taxonomy places the organism in Eukaryota, Fungi, Mucoromycota, Mucoromycetes, Mucorales, Mucoraceae. The record is from RefSeq and is a predicted model, not a curated record. The coding region runs from base 1 to 1599 and encodes 532 amino acids.